GUGAGGUUUCUUCAGUGAGACGUAGUAUUAACUGUCAUUGGUAUCUUGUUCUUCCUUGCUUCGGGGUGAAAAGAACAAGUGGUUAAUCUAGCAGUCAGUCAGAUAUCCCUGUGCUGGAGCUGGACUGCACAUUGUGCCACAUUGUCAUCUGGUGACAAGUUGCUAUCUCCAUUAACUGUACGAGCCCCUCCCAUCUUAACUUUUCUGGGCUCAGCUGAGUUCCCUGCUACCUGCACGCUCUCAAGCUCAAGCUCAUCUUUUUUGCUCCCAAUGUCCAAGAACUUCGGUUAAUCUCCUUUGCUCCUGCACCACAAUCCUAGAUUCGUAGAGUUCUUAAUCGAGGAGGCUGAAAGGGAUUUGGAGCUGGGCUGAAGCUCAAGGAAUCUUCAGAGAAAAAAGAAUGGGUGGAACCCGUGGCCAUGCUCUGCUCAUCUUGCUGUCGGUGGCGUCGCUGGCAUUGGUGCCGGGGACCACGUCGCUGCAGCCCUCGCAGACCUGGUCUCUCUUCAAGCUCCGGCAGCUGCUGGCCAACCCGCCGGUCCUCGGAACCUGGCACAACUACACCGACUUCUGCUACGGCGGCGACUACAAGACCGCAUCCGCUUUCGUCGAGUGCUACGAGGACAGCGUCACCCAGCUCCACAUCAUCGGCGACCCUGGUCCAGGCGGCGCCCGCGUUCGCCCGCUCCCAAAGACCUUCUCCAUCGACGCCUUGUUCACGACGCUGGCGAGGCUGCCGGACCUCAAGGUGCUCACGCUCACCAACCUCGGCCUAUGGGGGCCGCUGCCGGCGAAGAUCUCCCGGCUCGACAAGCUGGAGAUCGUCAACGUCAGCUCCAACUACCUCUACGGCGAGCUCCCGCGGGGGCUCUCCCAACUCGGCAGCCUCCAGACGCUGGUCGCCGACAACAACAUGCUGAGCGGCGAGCUGCCGGGCUGGCUCGGGGGCGGCGGCCUGCCGCUUCUCGCCGUGCUGAGCCUUCGGAACAACACGCUUCAGGGGACUCUGCCGGAGUCCGUGAAGCAGAUGCCGUCGCUGAGGUCGCUCGUGCUCGCGUCCAACAACUUCUCCGGGAACCUGCCGGACCUGAGCGGCUUGAAGAACCUCCAGGUGAUCGACAUGGCGGACAACGCGCUCGGGCCGGUGUUCCCAAAGCUCGGCCGGAAGGUGGCCAGCGUCGUGCUCGCCGGCAACAAGUUCAGCGACGGCCUCCCCGCCGACCAGCUCGCAUCCUGCUACCUCCUGGAGCGCCUGGACGUGUCGGGUAACAGGUUCGUUGGGCCCUUCCCGCAGGCGCUGCUCUCCCUGCCGUCCAUCGAGUACCUCAGCAUCGCCGGGAACAGGUUCACCGGGAGGCUCUCCAGCAACGCCUCCUGUGGCGACAACCUCCGGUUCGUCGACCUCUCCUCGAACCUCCUCACCGGGAGCCUCCCGGCCUGCCUUGCUAUCCCGGCUAAGAACUCCGACUCCAAGACGGUGCUCUUCUCGGCCAAUUGCCUCUCCACCGGCGACGACUCCCAGCACCCUUCACCGUUCUGUCGGAACCAGGCUCUGGCCGUGGGGAUAGUGCCUGAGCAUGGACCCAAGAAGCAUGGCGCGAAGGCCGGUCUCGUGGUCGCCAUUGUCACCGCCGUUCUUGCUGGAGCAUUAGUUGUGGGCGCCGCGAUCUUCUUUGCGGUGAGGAAGGCGAGCAGGCCGAAGAAGAGGCCUACCCGGAGAUUGGUGGAGCACGCAUCGAGCGCUUACCCAUCCAAUUUGCUCGCCGAUGCGCGUUACAUAUCUCAGACAGUGAAGUUGGGGGCUCUCGGCAUUCCGGCAUACAGAUCAUUCUCUCUGGUCGAGCUCGAGGCCGCCACCGAUAACUUCGAAGUCUCGAGCCUGAUGGGGCAAGAUGCUCAUGGCCAGAUGUACCGUGGGAGGCUAAGUAAUGGGACCCCAGUGACAAUCCGGUCACUGAAGGUGAAGAAGAGCCAGUCAACACAGAGCUUCAACCGACACAUCGAGAUGAUAUCAAAGCUCAGGCAUCGACACCUGGUCAGCGCGCUCGGGCACUGCUUCGAGUACAACCUCGACGAUUCAACAGUGACGCAGCUGUUUCUCGUUUUCGAAUACGUGCAGAACGGCAACCUGAGGGGCAGGAUCUCACAGGGAACGGAAGGGCGAAGGCUCACCUGGGGGCAGAGAAUAUCGACCACCAUUGGGCUCGCCAAGGGUAUUCAGUUCUUGCAUGGAGGGAUCAUACCUGGUCUGUUUGCAAAUAACCUCAAGAUCACCAACAUUCUUCUGGAUCAGAAUCAGGUUGCCAAAAUUGGCAGCUACAAUAUCCCCAUCCUAUCUGAGACUGUGAAAUCUGAGGGAGGAGCUGGAAACAAGUACCAUUCUGAUAGGGUACCCAAUGGUGAUAAGAUUGACAUGUACGAUUUCGGCGUGAUACUACUCGAAGUUAUCACAGGCAGGCCCAUCAGUUCCAUAUAUGAGGUAGAGAUAAUGAAAGAACAGUUGCAAUCGGCGUUGACAGCGGAAGGACCAAGCAAGCGGCGGAGCUUUGUUGACCCAGCAGUGAGCAAAGGGUGCUCCGACGAGUCAAUGAGGACUGUCAUGGAGAUCUGCCUGCGGUGUCUCGCCAAGGAGGCAAUGCAGAGGCCUUCGGUCGAGGACGUGCUAUGGAACCUGCAGUUCGCUGCGCAGGUGCAGGAUGACUGGAGAGGGGACUCCAGAAGCAGCGAGGAGUCACCGCUCUCCCCGUCUCAGGUCCAGGAAGAAUCAGCACUGUACUGACCACUAAGCAGCAGGCUGAGAAGAAUCAUAGGCAAGCACGCAGCAGGGACGAUGCGAUGCUUACCUAUGAUCUUCCGAUGAUCAUCGUGGCUGCAGGGAAGAAUUAGACAGGAUAUUUUCAGGCCAAGCAGCUGAAGCUGGACCUCGUGAUGCAUAUACCCUUACUUGCAUCCUGUAGUCUGCACCAAGGGCCACUGGAUAUGAUGAGUUUUGAAAUUCUGACUAUGUAAGUAGGGUCACCGUGCUUGAUUUUCUCCACCAAUAGGACAAAAAGUAACAUAUGAAGCAAUUGUAAUAUAUUUUUGUUAUGGGCUGGAAUGCAAAAACAAGGGAAAAAUACUUUGUAAUGGUUCUGUAAUAUUCCAAUAAAACCAUUAUGAGUUCA
Lolium rigidum is the source of this 3164-nucleotide messenger RNA. Its product is annotated as probable inactive leucine-rich repeat receptor-like protein kinase At3g03770. The record is from RefSeq and is a predicted model, not a curated record. The transcript is spliced from 8 exons. Gene Ontology annotation, biological process: protein phosphorylation. The coding region runs from base 401 to 2779 and encodes 792 amino acids. Gene Ontology annotation, molecular function: ATP binding; protein binding; protein kinase activity. NCBI's taxonomy places the organism in Eukaryota, Viridiplantae, Streptophyta, Magnoliopsida, Poales, Poaceae. Gene Ontology annotation, cellular component: membrane.